Messenger RNA from Periophthalmus magnuspinnatus, 2259 nucleotides. It is a transcript of the gene fbxw8, whose product is annotated as F-box and WD repeat domain containing 8. The record is from RefSeq and is a predicted model, not a curated record. NCBI's taxonomy places the organism in Eukaryota, Metazoa, Chordata, Actinopteri, Gobiiformes, Gobiidae. Gene Ontology annotation, molecular function: protein binding. The coding region runs from base 142 to 2067 and encodes 641 amino acids. Gene Ontology annotation, cellular component: preribosome, large subunit precursor. The transcript is spliced from 11 exons.
GUUCUUAGUCGGACUGUUUACAAAGUAGAACCAGUACUUGUUUUUGCUUUUUGCUCGUCUUUGCUUUUCUCUGCAGUAAAAACUACAGUUUAGUUUUUAUUUAAAUAUAUUGUGUAUUAUUGGUUAGUUACGAUGUAGAAAAUGGCAGAAGAUGAUGAACUUGCUGCGUUUAGGAAGCGCUGGCAGCAAGAAUUAACCAACAAAAAGGAAGAACAGGGAAUUAUCCAUGGCGAUUCAACUAAAGUUUCAAGUCAAAAAGACUCAAAAAAGCGUUAUUUCGAAGAGAAGGAUGAACACAGAAACGAUAAGAUUGUGCCCGUAGAUAAAGAUGAAGGUGUAAAGUCGCAGGAUGAAGAGGAACAGCCUCAGUACGUUUCUAUUGUGGAGAGUUUACUGGACGGACAGACGCGCCCCCUGCUGGACAGGCUGGAGCAGGACAGGUCCAAAAGGAGAAGACAAAAUGAGACAAAAACAGCCCUGCAACACCAGAGGCUGCAGAAUAAAGUCAAGAAACAAGAGCAGCUGGUAGAUCAACUCAUCCUGGACCUGAACGAGGUUGAUGACAUUCCAUUUUUCGAUAUAGACUUGCCUUAUGAGCUGGCAUUAAAGAUUUUCCAGUAUCUCAGCUGCAAAGAGCUCGGCCGAUGUGCUCAGGUGAGCAGGGCAUGGAGAGUCCUUGCAGAGGAUGGAGUUCUGUGGUUCAGGUUGUGCAUGAGGGCGGGCUUUCAUCAGGAUGCCAGUGUGUCAGACUCCCCCUGCUGGAAGAGCACGCUACGGGACUGCAGGAACUCGGCCAAAGCUGUGUGCUCCAACUGGAAGAAUCGAGUGGGAUCCGUCAGCCAGCUGCAGUUUGAGCUCGGGAAGGUGCUGUGUGAUGUCAACUCUUGUGAAAAUUUUGUUUUUGCUGGUUACACUUCUGGAGACGUGAGGCUGUGGGAUACAUUUCACUGGGACUCGGGCGCCUCGUAUCUGAAACCAAACGGUCUGUCUGCGAACACGGAGCCGCGUCCGUAUAUCAGCCUGGUGCAGGUGAACAGAACUGUGGCCGCGGCGGCGUACGACGAUGGCUGUGUGGAUGUGUGGAGCACAGAGACAGGAGGACAGCCCAUUUACCACUACCACUGCCCCGAAAGGAUCAGGACCCUGGCCCUCAGCCCCGACGGCCCCGUCCUCGGCUCCUCCUCCGGGUCGGACAUACGCCUCGACCGACCUGACGACUGCGGCUACUGGAGGACGGUGUGCCAGGCUCAGCUCCCAAACACGGUGGAGAGCUUGGUGGUGCUUCCAGGUAAAGAGGCGUCUGGGCCGGUGGCGUCUGCUGCUGCUGGGGACAGUGUUUAUUUACUGGACUCUCGGACAGAAGAGCCACGCCCCCUUCACUCCGUCUAUGGUCAUCCCGUCACCUGCCUGGACGCCUCCCAGACCCAGGUGGCGUUUGGGGUGAAGCGCAGCGGCUGGGCGAUGCACGAUGGAGGCAACAAGAUCCACGUGUACAGUCUGGAGAGUGGAAAAGCAGAAGUUUGCAUGGGCAGCUCCGCGGGGGAUUUCACCUGCAUCAACCUGAGAGACAGCCCCCCUCAGCUCCUCGUCUGCGGCAACAAAGACAGGAGAGUGCGGGUGUUUGAUCUUCGUACCGGCGCCUCCGUCUCGUCCCUGUACGCCCAUCACCUGGGUGUGACGGCGGUGCAGACGGACGAGUGGAAGAUCGUGAGCGGCGGAGGGGAGGGGCUGGUGUGUGUGUGGGACAUGAGGACGGGGACUAAACUGUGGGAGAUGCACAACAGACAUCCAGUGCGACACAUUCGGUUCAGUGGCAGUCGACUCGUAACAGCCAAUAUCCCGGACGACAAAGCGCCGAGAGGAGCGUGCAUCACCGACGACGACCUCACAGCUCACCGCAGACACAGAGGAGUGAUCUGUCACUACGACUUCUCUGAGGACGCCCUGUCGCACCAUCACAUUUUACCCAUCUGCAGGUCGGACUACACCGGCUCUCAUGGAUACAACUACAACAUCAGCCUGACUGUGCCGUACGACAGGCUGAGCGGCUCACACCCGUCUGUCUGAACAGACUCCCACCUGUCUGUCUGAACACAGACUCCCACCUGUCUGUCUGAACAGACUCUGACCCGUCUGUCUGAACACAGACAGUUUUUCGAGCCCCUGGAGUGUUUUUACUUUUUCUCUUUUGUAUUUUAACUCUGCAUUUUAACUUUUACAGAUAUUUGAGACACAGAUGAUGCAGAUUCUGUGUGGACU